GCAGAAGCCAGUGGACACGAGCACACUCCCUCACUUCCACAUCUUUUCCCCUCUGAUUACACUGGCAGUAAAUUGACAGCUAACAGAAUGAAGGGCAUCUUCUCUUUGGCUGGACUCCUGCUCCUCGUUACUGUCCAGAGCAGCUGGCAGUUUCCUGCACAGGACAUAGAGGAGAACUCCAGCGUGAUGUCAGAUGACAUGCUAUUCACUGAUCCAGCAACCAGGAAGAGACACUCAGAAGGAACGUUCUCAAACGAUUAUAGCAAAUAUCUGGAAACAAGACGAGCCCAGGACUUCGUCCAGUGGCUGAUGAACUCAAAGAGGAGUGGUACCCAAACAAGACGGCAUGCGGAUGGCACCUACACCAGCGACGUGAGCUCCUACCUGCGGGACCAGGUGGCCAAAGAGUUUGUGUCCUGGUUAAAAACAGCGAGAGGGAGAAGAGAGUAGAACUGGAGACCACGUCCCACCUGGCCAUGGCAUUAUUUCAAAUUUUCUAAAAAAUAAAAAUAAAAAAAUGUUGUCAUUUCCC
This is a messenger RNA of Electrophorus electricus (electric eel), 532 nucleotides long. It is a transcript of the gene gcgb, whose product is annotated as glucagon b. Gene Ontology annotation, cellular component: extracellular region. Gene Ontology annotation, molecular function: glucagon receptor binding; hormone activity. The record is from RefSeq and is a predicted model, not a curated record. Lineage: Eukaryota; Metazoa; Chordata; Actinopteri; Gymnotiformes; Gymnotidae. Gene Ontology annotation, biological process: response to starvation.